Daucus carota subsp. sativus is the source of this 2308-nucleotide messenger RNA. RefSeq names its product protein PSK SIMULATOR 1. The record is from RefSeq and is a predicted model, not a curated record. Lineage: Eukaryota; Viridiplantae; Streptophyta; Magnoliopsida; Apiales; Apiaceae. The transcript has a single exon. The coding region runs from base 496 to 2181 and encodes 561 amino acids. Gene Ontology annotation, biological process: positive regulation of growth.
UUCUGCCGUUGCAAAAUAGCAUUGAUAUGAAUUUGUCCUGUGGUGAUACAAAUUCUAAGACAUAGAUAUUGAAUGAUUGCCUGGUUGAGUAUCUGUGAAAAUGGCCUCUUAGAGAAAACACUAGCAUGUGCCAAAGAAUAAUACCAUGCAACACACCUUGUAAUCACCGGUUUUUUGGCGCCCAAGUUCUGUUCUUCGACACUUCUUGUGUUUUCACGCUCAUUGUGUUCGCCGCGGCAAUGGCGAGGUCUAUAUAAAUCUAUAUUGCUUUCACUUUCUUCAUCUCUUCAGUAAGGCCUCAGUAAGUCUCUCUCGAUCAGGCUGGAUAGAUGUCGAUCAGGCUGUGAUAUUUAAUUUGUUUGUUUUUCCGGUAAUUGAUUACACACGCACACGCCAGGAGUUGAACCCUGAACUCCUGCAAAGGAGACAAGAGCUCAACCACUGCACCAAACUUUGUUGGUGAUAUUUAAUUUGUUGAGGCUUAUUGAAACAGACAUGGAUUCAGAGAUUGGUAAGUUGUGGAGAAAGUCAGGUGCCAAGACUGGACAGGAGACUGAAAAGGCUGUUAUUGGGAUUUUGGUUUUUGAGGUUUCGACAAUGAUGUCUAAGCUAGUUGAUUUAUGGGCGCGUGUUGGUGAUAAGCAGAUUGAUCGACUGCAUAAAGAGGUUUUAGGCUCACCCGGGGUUAGUAAGUUUGUUUCAGAUGAUGUGAAUUAUCUGAAGAAUCUUGUUCUUGUUGAAAUUAUGGAUGACUUGAGUGGUGUAGCUGAAUCGGUGGCUAGGCUUGGGAAGAGGUGUGUGGAUCCGCUGUACCAUCAUCUUGAGUAUGUUGUUGAGUAUUUUGUGGAGUUUGAUUCUGAUUGGUGUGUGUGGAUAUAUAGAUAUGCUAAGAUGGAGAGAAAGGUGAGGAAAAUGAUGAGGUUUUCUGCUAUUACAGCGCAGCUGUAUCAGGAGCUGGAAGUGCUGGAUGAGCUUGAUCAAAGUCUUAGCAGGAUGCGUGGUCGUGUUGGUUUAAGUAAGAUGAAGUUGCAUGAUGCUCGAGAGAAGAUCAUCAGGCAGCGUCAGGAGGUGAAGAAAUUGCGUGAGAUGUCUCCUUGGAUUAGGACUUAUGACUACACUGUCAGACUCUUGCUUAGAUCACUUUUGACAAUACUAGAGAGAGUUAAACAAGUUUUUGGGAUUGAUCAAGUGCAGGGAAACGUUAGGCCUCAGAUUUGCAAUAAUGCUUCUCUUGCUCGUAGCCAGUCGAUGUAUGUCCCUAAGCAACCUUCUGAAUAUGCUCAUCCUACUUCAGAUUUGCGGCCUUUAGGUAGAUCAGUUUCAACCAUGGGACUAAAUUCUGUGAAGAAGGAUCCAGACCCCUACGAACUGAAAAUGUGUCAGCAGUCGUCAAUUUUCUGUGUAAGACCGACCUCACAAGGAAAUACCAGAAAAUUAUCUAAAGUAGGAUCCCUUAAAGGAUGCAUGCCAUUGCCAACGAAUAAUUACUCUUCAAUAUCAAAUGCAUUCCAGGAGGAUAUCGAUACAAUAGAAGUUAGCAGUACUGGUAACUUUUCUCAUCGAAACCUAUACUGUAAUACUAUUAUUUCCCCGUUCAUUUCAAAUCAUAAGUUGUUAUCCGCUCCCCUGUCUACUCUUGGCGGCGCUGCUUUAGCUGUACACUAUGCCAAUGUGAUUCUAUAUAUUAAGAAGCUAGCCGCUUCUGCCUUCAUCAGCCUUGAAGCAAGAGACGCUCUGUAUGAAAUGUUGCCUGCAACAAUCAGGACUUCUAUUAGAAUUAAGCUGAAAUUGUUUGCAAAAACAUUGUCUUCAUCCAUCUACGACGCUACCCUUGCUGCACAGUGGAAAUUCACAAUCAGAAGGUUACUACAGUUGUUGGUUCCGCUGGCUAAUAACAUGAUCAAGUGGCGUUCAGAAAGAAACUUUGAGAAUCAGCGCAUAGUUUGUGGCACCUCGGUGCUUUUAGUCCAAACGCUUUACUUUGCGGAUCAAGAAAGGACAGAAGCUGCAAUAACGGAACUUCUCAUGGGGCUCAACUACAUUUCAAGGUUUGGCAAGGAAUUUUGUGGUAAAGCUGUACAACAAUUGUCAUGUAUCAUUGCUUCUGAUAGUGUUCUGUCCUUUGAGGAUGUGUCUAAACCUGCAACUCUAAAGACGUCUCCAACAGGCAUAACUCCUUGAUACGUUUAUACCUUUAUAUAUUCCGACGAGCAAUGUGUUAAGCAGGAAUCGCAGUAAAAUCACAGAAGUUUAGGACUUCUGUUAGAUAAUCUGUACAAUAAUGUAAAAGUCCCUUUUUGUUUGCUGA